Messenger RNA from Trichoderma gamsii, 1896 nucleotides. RefSeq lists its product as hypothetical. The transcript is spliced from 4 exons. The record is from RefSeq and is a predicted model, not a curated record. Bases 1 to 1896 code for a protein of 631 amino acids. Lineage: Eukaryota; Fungi; Ascomycota; Sordariomycetes; Hypocreales; Hypocreaceae.
AUGGAUGGCUGGAACAUGUUGUUUGAAGAACAAAAUGGGGCGAAUGGGGUAUGGGCCAGGCAGACGGACAAUAGUGCGGCAGGAUUCCCGUUCAUGGACAAUUCGACAUCUUCAGUCAUCAACAACCUCAAGUUCACCAUUGCCAAGCAAGUUCGAUCUAUGAUUACUAUCCUUGCUGGGUUUAACACUGCUAUUGCCUUGAUAUUGGCAAUUAUCAUCAUUCGGAAUUGCUAUAAAACGACGAAGCAAAAUGACCCGACUUUCAGACUUCGUAGUUCUUCAUUUUUCCAUGUUAUAGAUGUAUCAGAGAUAUUUCCGUUUGUCCUAUCCAUCGGCAUAGCAGUACAGGGGAUCAUCUAUAUCGCUUGUCAGACCAAAGGCCUCGAGGGGUUGCUUAUACUUGGAUGCACGUCUAUUUCUCAGGCCAUGCUACCAGCCUUAUUUCUUGUCCCUUAUGUCCAGCUUUUCUUUGGGCUGGAGACAGUUCUACAGGCGCUGAGGCCGCGGCCGUUCCAACGAACGCCUAAAUGGGCCAUCUAUUCCUGUCUCUUCCUUGUUCUUCUUGGAACAUUGGUGAUGUACGUGUUGACGCGCGUCAUCAAAGCUCCCGACUUUUGCUAUGCAUCUCUCUUCUGGUUUGUCCAAACCUGGAGACUCGAAGCAGCUAUUCUCCUAACUACAAUUGCUUGUAUCUUGAUCAUUGGGGCUAUCAUCAUAUUCGCUCGACUGCACCAAGGUGCUUCAGUCGGCCAUGUUGAAAGGGCGACCGCCUCUAGAAUGGUUUACUACAUGAUUCUAGGCGCUAUACUAAACGGGUUAACGGCUCCUUACUUCUUCAGCAUCUUGUCUCAAAACCCAAUGGCCUUAACGACUCUGCAAUUGGAUUUGAACAUGGUAUCUUCGGUGGCGAGCAACGUGUCGGGAAUCACGUUUGGCGCUCUCUAUCUCUUUCUUCGCUCCCGCAAGAUGCAAAAGAUUGGGCCGCUUGGACAUAUCGAGCUUGGUGGCCCACGGGAAAAGUCUGUUGAUUCUUGGCCUGGGUCAGACAUUUUCAACAGGCAAAUUGGACAGCCCGUCUCGCCGGCGAGAAUAGUCCAAUCUCGCGCAAGCACGACGAGGUCAGCAGCCAGCGAAGGAAAGAGAAGCCUUGACGGACAAGACACGAUAUUCCACGCAAUAUCUGGCGGAGACGCUGCAGACGGCUCCGACUUGAUAAAUGUGCCUUUGACGCCAGUUAUGCCUCGAGCCCGAAAGGAUUCUUAUAGCUUGUUUCCAAACCAACGGGAAACGCUUGACAUCAAACCUCAAAGCACCGCCAUUCUUCCCUCUACGACAUACUCGCCAACAGGGAGCAACAGCAACGAGGCACCAGACAACCAGAUGUUUAACUUUGAAGACCUGUUACCACCACCAACAAUCCGCGUUUCGGGCGCUCCCAGACACAAUCGCGACUCUUCUUUGGUCUCUGGCCUGACCGUACAGAUUGGCCUCAGAGUAUCCAAUCUUAGCGACGUGAACCGCUUGGAGGCCCCCUAUUUCUUUUCUCCCGAGAUGCCGUUCUCACCAAAUCAACAGAACUGGCCAUUGGCUCCAGGGACGCCCACCAACCGCACGAACGGAGCCGCUUCUCGCCUCAACAGCAUGGCUUUCAACGACGGUAGAAGCAACAAUAUGCCUCACUCGCCCAUCAGAACAACUAUUGAGGUAAGGUAUGAUCAAGAGCAGGAUCACGAUGAAGACAAGCCAAUCACCCUGAGCCCUACGGUGUACAGCCCAAACAAGCCGCCAACUCCACCAGCAGCUGCGCAUCACAGGGGCAUGGCAUCUACUCCGUCAACGCCAGGUGCUGCGAGAACUGAUGAACGAUAUUCAGUAGGCACUGCUGAGUGGAUAUAG